This is a messenger RNA of Helianthus annuus (common sunflower), 2103 nucleotides long. RefSeq names its product cyclin-T1-3. Bases 255 to 1493 code for a protein of 412 amino acids. Lineage: Eukaryota; Viridiplantae; Streptophyta; Magnoliopsida; Asterales; Asteraceae. Gene Ontology annotation, cellular component: cyclin/CDK positive transcription elongation factor complex; nucleus. Gene Ontology annotation, molecular function: cyclin-dependent protein serine/threonine kinase activator activity. The transcript is spliced from 8 exons. The record is from RefSeq and is a predicted model, not a curated record. Gene Ontology annotation, biological process: positive regulation of DNA-templated transcription, elongation; regulation of transcription by RNA polymerase II.
AAAAGUGUAAAUAAAAUAUCUAAGGACCAAUUCUCUCUCUUAAACACAAAGUCAAAAGUCUUCGAAACUAGGGUUCUCUUCUAUACUUUGGUGAACAACACUGAAGCUUCGUGGCUUCUACAUCAUCACUUUCAAACAAUUUUCAACACUAAUUGCUUCAGUCGUUGACUCAAUAUUAUACAUAUAGGGAGUGAGGAGAAUAAAGUGACAAAGUUAGUGUGUAAGUCACUAACAUUUGAGUGGAAGCCACGAGCAUGGCGCUCAAGAUGCAAUGUGAUGCCUCCCGUAAAGAAGUUGCAGGAGAUGCAGGUGAAGCAUCUCAGGUUCUUACUCACAAGUGGUAUUUCAGCAGAAAAGAAAUUGAAUUGCAUAGUCCUUCAAGGUCUGAUGGCAUCGAUUACAAGCACGAAGAACAUCUGAGAAAGAUGUACUGCUCUUUCCUGCAAGAGCUUGGUAUCGAGCUUAAAGUACCCCAACUAACAAUCGCAACUGCAAUGAUGUUUUGCCACCGGUUUUAUAUGCGCCAGUCCCAUGCAAAGAACGAUUGGCAGACAAUUGCAUCUGUGUGCAUGUUUCUUGCUUGCAAAUCUGAAGAAACACCACGAUGUUUAAAUGAAUUUGUUGUGGUGGCUUAUAAGUUAAUAUACAAGUGGGACCCGUCAGCUUCAAGGAGAAUACGCGAGAUAUACGACAAACAAAAGCAACUUAUUUUAAUUGGGGAAAGACUUCUCUUGCAUGUUCUUGCUUUCGAUAUGAAUAUCGAACAUCCAUACAAGUCACUUGUUGCCGCCGUUAAAAGAUUGGAUGUUACGCACAAAGAUCUUGUAAAAGUCGCAUGGAAUUUUGUGAAUGACUGGCUUCGUACCUCGUUAUGCUUGCAGCACAAGCCUCAUUAUAUCGCUGCGGGUUCGCUGUUUCUUGCUUCCAAGAUUAUGAAGGUGAAAUUGCCGACAUCGAAAGGGAAGACUUGGUGGAUGGAGUUUGACGUUUCACCUAAACUGUUAGAAGAUGUCAUCCAACAGAUGACGAGUAUGUGGGAACACAGUCAAAGUCAAAGUCAACGCCAAACUGUAGCACAGAAAAAAGAGAAAGUGACCGAAUCUCCAAUCAUAAAACCAACGUCUAAUUGUGUAAAGAAAAUGGAUACUUCCCGCGAAACAACAAAUCGUCAGACGAGUGAUACAGGUAGUGGAGGUAGUGUCGUUGAGGAUGGCGAACCCGUUACAGUUAAGUCUGAUCUCAGCUCAAGUUGCAAGGUAGUUAAUUCAGUUGGGGUGGUAGAUGUCAGCUCAAGUUGCAAGGUAGUUAAUUCAGUUGGGGUGGUAGAUGUAAAUAAAAUCAGAGAAAAGCUUAAGAACAGGAAUUUAAAUAAGACCAUGAAAAGAGCGCGUGUAGAAGAAGGCGUAAAUGAUGGAGAAGAUUGGAUAGAAAGAGAGUUGGAGAACGGCAUCGUGUUACAAUCUACGUAUCCUCAGAAGCAAAGGAAGAUUUGAAGUAUUGCUGCUACCUAAGGGUAAAUUUAUCGUUUUCCUGAAUCAACUCGUAUAAAUGUUUUAGACGAACUAUUCUUCUGCUUUACUCCUGUCUGUCAAGAAAGGCACGUGUUUUGAGUCAUGUAAAAAAGAAAAGGUAACCGCUGAGACUAGAAUGCCCUUACACUUGGAGAAGAAAUGAAUGAAAUCUUUUAGACUACGACACACGAGAUGCGACAUGGUGAGCCAUGAGUGGGGCCGUACAGGCGAUCAAUAAACGAAAGACGUGGAGUGAAUCCGUAGAGGUGACCAAUAGACAAAAGGGUAGUCUGCACUUCUGCUAUCGGUAAAAGUGGAGGAGAUUUAUUAGGACGUCGCCGAGCAAAGGAGCUAUCAUCGAAUCAUCAAUCAUCUUGCUCGUCUACCUUCUCUUGAAUCACAUCGAUCUGUUAUCCAAUCAUCUUACUCAUCUACUUGCUCCUCUACUCUUCAAGGUAUGCCGUAUUUGUAUUCCUAAUUAGGUUCUUCAACCACUUGAAUUGCGCCAAUAUGUUCUUAAAUAUCUUUUUUUGAUGAAGUUUCUCACUAUGAUUCAGAUUCUGAAUCAUCUAAAUACCUAGUUCUUCACUCA